AUGAACUCUCUCCUCGCCUUCGCUGCACUGCUUGUUUGGGGCUUGUCCCCAGCUCAUGGGAGCCUCUGGGAGCUGCAGAAGAUGAUCACGAAGGCCACAGGGAAAAAUGCCCUCCUGUACUACUCCCUUUAUGGCUGCUACUGCGGCCUGGGGGGCAAAGGACAGCCCAGAGAUGCCACAGACAGAUGCUGCCAGCUGCAUGAUACCUGCUACAAAAACCUCCUGAGCUACCACUGCGACGCCAAGACGCGGGGCUACAGCUACAGCUGGCACAGCGGCAGCCCCUCCUGCAGAAAGGGCUCCUGGUGCUCCCAGUACUCCUGCGAGUGCGACCGCAGCCUGGUGCUUUGCCUGAAGCGAAACAUUGGGAGCUACAACAAACGCUACCGCGUCUACCCCAAAUUCUUGUGCUAG
Molecule: messenger RNA, 414 nt
Organism: Mesitornis unicolor (brown roatelo)
Lineage: Eukaryota; Metazoa; Chordata; Aves; Mesitornithiformes; Mesitornithidae
Product: basic phospholipase A2 homolog
Exons: 4
Coding region: 1-414 (137 amino acids)
Biological process (GO): phospholipid metabolic process; lipid catabolic process; arachidonate secretion
Molecular function (GO): phospholipid binding; calcium ion binding
Source: RefSeq, a predicted model, not a curated record